This is a messenger RNA of Argentina anserina (silverweed cinquefoil), 1098 nucleotides long. Its product is annotated as GDSL esterase/lipase 1-like. The record is from RefSeq and is a predicted model, not a curated record. Gene Ontology annotation, molecular function: lipase activity. Lineage: Eukaryota; Viridiplantae; Streptophyta; Magnoliopsida; Rosales; Rosaceae. Gene Ontology annotation, biological process: lipid metabolic process.
AUGGAAAACACCAGCAUACAUAUCUUUAUCUUUGGUUUCUGUACAAGCCUUCUCAUCGUUACAACCCUAAGCCAAAGCCAGCGUCGGUUGUCGUCCAAGGAACAUGCAUCCCUUUUCAUUUUUGGGGAUUCAAUAUUUGAUGCUGGAAACAAUAACUACAUUAACACUAGUUAUCGGGCAAAUUCGCCAUAUGGUGAAACAUUUUAUAAAAACCCAACGGGAAGAUUUUCGGAUGGUCGCCUAAUUUCAGAUUUUAUAGCUCAGUACGCAAAACUUCCUAUUAUUCCACCGUAUCUUCAACCCGGCAACCAGCAAUUUAGAUACGGCGUAAAUUUUGCUUCUGCAGGAGCUGGUGCUCUGGUGGAAACUUUCCGCGGUUUGGUUAUAGACCUUAAUUCUCAACUUUCAAAUUUUGAGCGAGUUCGUCAGUCAAUGAGGACAAAUUUAGGGGAUGAAGAAGCCAAGACUCUGAUAGCAAGAGCUGUUUACUUGUUUAGUGCCGGAGGCAACGAUUACUCGUACAUAUUCGGGACAAACUCCGGCAGCCUUCGAACCCACUCUCACAGGGAAUUUGUAGGAAUGGUUCUAGGCAACAUAACUGCAGCGAUCAAAGAAAUAUACAACGAGGGAGGAAGAAAAUUUGGGUUUCUUAGCCUUGAUCCUCUUGGUUGUAUACCAUUCUCAAGACCAUUAGGGAAUAAAGGUGGAUGCUUUGAUGCGAUUACACCAUAUCUAGAACUACACAAUGCAGAACUUCCCAAACUCCUUCACAAGCUGGAGACUGAGCUCAGUGGAUUCAGAUACUCGCUAUCCAACUAUAAUGAGUUUCUGAGUGAUAGGAUUAAUAACCCUUCUAAAUAUGGUUUUCUGGAGGGGAAGGUGGCAUGUUGUGGAAGUGGUCCGUAUAGAGGAACUUUCAGCUGCGGAGGACAAAGAGGUACCAAAGAGUAUGAUUUAUGCCUGAAUGUAAGUGACCAUGUCUUCUUCGACUCUGGUCAUCCCACAGAAAGGGUCAAUCAGCAAUUUGCUACGCUAUUCUGGAGUGGAUCUCCCAAUUCCACUGCUCCUUACAAUCUCAAAGCACUAUUCGAAAAUUGA